Molecule: messenger RNA, 1871 nt
Organism: Salmo salar (Atlantic salmon)
Lineage: Eukaryota; Metazoa; Chordata; Actinopteri; Salmoniformes; Salmonidae
Gene: batf3
Product: basic leucine zipper ATF-like transcription factor 3
Biological process (GO): regulation of transcription by RNA polymerase II
Cellular component (GO): nucleus
Molecular function (GO): RNA polymerase II cis-regulatory region sequence-specific DNA binding; DNA-binding transcription factor activity, RNA polymerase II-specific
Source: RefSeq, a predicted model, not a curated record
CUUGAAGAAACUUUCAAAGUUAUUGAAAUGUUCCAUAUUGACUGACCUUCAUGUUUUAAAGUAAUGAUGGACUGUUGAUGGACUAUCUGGUCUAAAAUGUAAAUGAAAUGUAUGACACAAGAAAAUAUUAUAUAUAACAAGCCUACAUCUAUUUGCAACAAUUCAGCAAGUAGUAUCAUACAGGUACAGUAAACUUAUAGGAUACUUUCCUCUUGUCCCAAAUCAGCUUUUUAGAGCGCACUUUAUUCCCUUGCUGAUGAUUGAACACUCGAGGGCAUUCUGACGCCUUUUAGCACGUGACUUAAAAUAAAUAUUGAAAAGAAGCGGCAAGUGCAGUUUCAACAAGUGAAACUGUUUGUCUCGCUUACGCCCGGUCUCACUUGUACAUACCUUGGAUCUUGCUAUCUGAAAUAAAACUUUCGAGGAGGACUUGUUUUGACGUUUUGUAUUUAAGUAAUCUAUCAAUGCAUUGUUAUCGCAUCUGCGAUGUCUGACAGCGAUAUUUCUGGCAGCUUUCUACACAGCAAGAAUCAAAACAUGUUAUUACUUGAAAGAUGUGAGCUGCAGAGCUCUGGUGAUGAUGGUGAUGAAGACAAGAGACUAAAAAGAAGGGAAAAGAACAGGGUGGCAGCGAAGAACAGCCGAAAAAAACAGACACAAAGAGCGGAUGAGCUGCAUGAGGCAUAUGAGUGUCUGGAGCAGAAGAACAGACAGCUGAAGAAGGAUGUGCAGUUUCUGUCUGAGGAGCAGAGGCGUCUAAUGGAGGCCCUCAAGGCCCAUGAGCCUCUCUGUCCCAUCAUGCACUGUGUUGCCAACCUGGGGUCAGGGACGUUGGGACCCAGGGAUGUAGGGGUCCCCUCCUGUCUGCCCAGAUAGCCAACAUACCAUGCACGGACCACAGAGACAAACCAACUUGGGAGACUUGUGAACAGAGUUAACAGGUCAGAUUAUAUGCCCUCAUCUGUCCUUUUUAUUCUCGGCGUCAAUUGUUUUUGUACAGUUUGAAUUAAGUUGUAAUUUAAUAAUUAUAGGCUUAGGUAAUGAGCUUUGUUUCAGAUGUUCAAAUUGCUUUUCCUGUUUAAAUGUUUCGUAUAAUACAUUGAACAUAAAUUGCAUAUCCCUUUCCCAUGAGACCAUUUCCCUUUGCUUCUGAUAAAUGUGGUUACCACACCUCUUAUCACGUGUGUUUUGGUUAACCAAACUGGUUUACCAGUACCUGGGCUUGACCAUGUGGGAACUUACUUAUACUUUACCAGAAAAAAGAAACCAUUAAAAUGUUUUUGGUUUCUGGUUUCUUAGUCCCUAAUCUAAAACAUUUAAUACACUGGCUAUUACCAAUGGAUUCAUGCAAUUCAACACUUAAUUUAUCAAAUGAAAGAACCAAAUCACUUAAUCCAACUAUCAUAUGUACAGUAUUAUUAUUAUUGUUUGUUAGCUCAUGUUAUGACAUUGUUAUAGAGUGUACCCUCUCUUCCCUAUAAUGUGGGUAAAUACUAACCUCAUUACGUCUUCUUCUCAUAACUUAAAAAAAUGAAAUACGUUUGAAGCAUGCCAUUAUCAUUCACUAACUCAAUAAAAGGGGUAACAUUUUGGGAAUUCUUGUCACCAUCAAUGAUCUACAACAUGUAUGGUCUAUCUUGAUGACAUGACUGCAAGCUUCUCUAAAAUGUUAUUAUGAAUGGAUGGAUACAUUCUCACAGUAGUAAUUGGCAAGGCUUCUUCUACUAAAUGCAGGCUGACCACUGAGAAAUGUGAAAGACUCUUCAGCCACACAGACAGUUUAUUUCAUACCAAAGGAUUUAUAGACUUCUGCAUACUGCAUUUGAGGGGGAUUGUGGUGAUUAUAAUAAAGCCUUUUCUGUGGAUCGCUU